This is a messenger RNA of Glarea lozoyensis ATCC 20868, 921 nucleotides long. RefSeq names its product Metalloproteases (zincins), catalytic. Bases 1 to 921 code for a protein of 306 amino acids. Gene Ontology annotation, molecular function: metallopeptidase activity. NCBI's taxonomy places the organism in Eukaryota, Fungi, Ascomycota, Leotiomycetes, Helotiales, Helotiaceae. The record is from RefSeq and is a predicted model, not a curated record. The transcript is spliced from 3 exons.
AUGCGUUUCUCCAGCACACUUCUCGGCCUCGCCAGCCUAGGCUAUGUCCUUGCCCACCCAGUCAUCGAUGGCCGUGAAGUCAUUUCGCAUUCCAUGAACUUGCCCAGAGAUCGCAGUCAAAACCCAUCUCCAUGUGGUGUUGACGCUUCUCCCGAGUUCGUAGCUGUCAUGCAAGAUAUGGCUGCUGCUGAGGCCAAUGGAACACUACCGUCUACACCAGCAGCGGCUUUCAGAGCUCAAGCUGCUGCUGUGGUUACUGUUCCAGUCUAUUUCCACGUUGUUGCAAUCAACACGACUCCAGCAGGUGGUUACUUGACACAAGCUCAGUUGACAGCUCAACUCGCUUACAUGAAUAAUGCGUUCUCGUCCACUGGAUACCAAUUUACCCAGGCCGGAGCUGACUACACCGUCAACACCAACUGGGCAAAUGACAGAGCCGAGUUGACCAUGAAGAGAGCUCUGAGAAAGGGAGGAUACAACGCCGUAAACAUCUACUUCCAAUACUUCCUCGCCGACGACAACCUCGGAUACUGCUACUACCCCAGCGCCGCCGGCAAAGUCAACGGCUCGACCGCCUUCUUCACAGACGGCUGCACCGUCCUCGCCUCAUCUGUCGCAGGCGGAACCCUAGCGAACUACAACCUCGGCGGCACCGCCGCCCACGAAGUAGGUCACUGGUUCGGACUCGCCCACACCUUUGAGGGAAGCGCCUGCUCUGCAACCAACGAUGGAGUGGCAGACACCCCAGCCCAGAACGGUUACACCUCUGGGUGUCCCGCAUCCCGGGAUUCGUGCCCAAACAGCCCGGGUCUUGAUCCUAUCCACAACUACAUGGAUUACUCCUACGAUGUUUGCUAUACCGAGUUUACCCCUGGUCAAACUGUUAGAUUGACUAACAUGUUUAACACUUACCGCGCAUAA